CUCUCUCUCUCUCUCUCUCUCUCUUAAAUACCGACGAGAAGGCGAAGAUCUCGAAUUUGAACGCCGAUAUAGUCACGCACGGAGCACUCGCGCGAGAAAUCGAUUCGUUCUUUGAGGGUGACCGACGGUGGGUUUCUUGUGGAAUCCGUGAAUUAGUACAAGGGAGAUCAUUAGCCAAUACGCCAAGGAGUGGUGAUCUCGUGAGGACAUUUGAUGAGGAGCGACUCUCGGAUAAUACUGAUGAAGAUCCAGAAAGCAUCAUCUUUCGAUAACAACUUAGAGGGUAUUCUAUCAGGGUGGCUUCACGAGGGAGCGACGCCUCGUAGCAUGUCGGCUAUUCGUAUCAACGUGGAAGAGGUUUCCAACGGCGGCCAGGGUAUCAUUAGAGACAUCGAGACGACGGCGGUAGCUGUCGCCAACCCGCUUUCCUGGCACAUCCCAAGGCCGUCCUUGGUCGGACGCAGCGAGAGGGACAGCGAAAAUGGAAGCUGGACUCAUCACUUGCAUCCGAACUCCCCCUCGAGAGGGUCGACGUCGUCUCAAGGAUCCACUGCCAGUACACACAGCGCCGCGUCGGGAACGUUGCUACUCACGGCCGCGAAUCUGGCGAACUUCGCCGCCAUACAUCCACCCACGGUAACGGCACAAAAGCAGAUGGACACUGCCUCGGUGGCCAGCAGCACCCACUUCACGGUCGUAAACGGUCUCGGCAGACCGACCACCGUCUACAGGAAGUCUUGGUGCGCGCGAAAUCAGCUCACCGUUCUCGUGUGCACUAUGAGUUUUCUGUUUAUGGUCGGUCUGCUCGCCGGGAUUCUUUACAUGGAAAUGAGGGCUCGCGACAAGUACAACUAGGCCGAGGGUGAGCGAGGGGAGGAAGAAACGGCAACGACACGUGACCGUGAAUGAUGAUCAUAGUGAAACGAGCAACGAGGGAAAUGACUACUUUAGAGAGAACGGGAAAGAUCAUCUCCAUGAAGACUAAAGAGAGAAAAGGAGAAAUGUACGAUCCAGUCACGAUAUUAAUUUGAUUUACUCAUAUUUAUACGUAUAUACAUCUGCGUUGUAAGCUAUUCAGGCCGUUCUCAGUUAGUAGAUGUUCCCAGCGACGGUUAGAGUCUUAAGCGUAUACUGUAUAGAAUCUUAAGUGUAUUGCACCGCGACAAAAGUGUGGUACGUGAAAACCAGUAAUUACAUUUGUGUAAUGAGCGACGUACUGUUAAGGGAUUGACGAGAUCCUCGCGAUGGGAUAGCCUUGCGUAUUUAUGCUGGAAUUUAACGGAUUCUUCGGAUCGUACUGCGAGACACGAUUCGGCGAAUAACGUAAAUAUUUUUAUGUUAAUUAACUUCUUAUCGCGUAGCACGUGUCAUAUAGAGCACAAGCAACUUUCUCUAAAAUUUCUUCACUAUUUUACUGUGUGGUUAUGACAUCUCUCCCCCCCCCCCCUCUCUCUCUCUCUCUUUCUCUCUGCACACCACAUCAUUUUUUGCAUAGAAAGAUACAUGUGGUACGGGGUUACGGACGACGGUGAUACAUCACGUGGUUUGCGAUUGCUUCAAGUAAAACGUACUUUUCGUAUACGUUUUUCAACGCUUCUCCUACAUAGUUCUCAACUGAUUUAUCAUUUGCUGUAAAUCGCAUUGACAUUAUCGAGAGCUAAUAACGGAGAAGAGAUGCAUAAUAAAGUAUCACUGAAGUGUCACUAAUCCUAGUCGUCCAACAAAAUCUUGAAUAUGGGGCCUUAUUCUCGAAAAAUAUCUCGUACGAAAAUAAUAUAGUAUAUAUUACAUAUAUUAUAAAUUUUCGUAUGCUAUAAAUUUCGUAUGAUAUAGAUUUAAAAAUAUAAGCCCUGAUAGUAUUUUGAAUAACAAAUACCGACGGACAGUUUGAAGCAAUCGACGAGAUGGGACCGAGAUAGCAAAUAUCUAUUUAGGACCUAUAAUUUAAUUUUUACUAACAAACUACCUUAAUAAUACCUGGAUUUCCGUCGGAUUGUUAUUCCGGGAGCGAAUGUAAACGGAAAAGCAAUGAAGGGCGGUCGCAUAGAUCGCUUUUCGCGUCUGUGAUAUUACUUGCGUAUUAAUCAUCGAUUCAACAAGAAACUGUCAAAUAUA
Molecule: messenger RNA, 2115 nt
Organism: Trachymyrmex cornetzi
Lineage: Eukaryota; Metazoa; Arthropoda; Insecta; Hymenoptera; Formicidae
Exons: 4
Coding region: 214-855 (213 amino acids)
Source: RefSeq, a predicted model, not a curated record